CUGGAUCCCAAGGUUUCGAUCGACAUGGAGGCGCCCGAAUUUAGAGAUUUUGCCAAAUCGAUGGUCGAUUAUAUAGCCGAUUACCUGGAAAAUAUACGCGACAGACGCGUGCUGCCCGAGGUGAAGCCCGGCUACUUGCCCCCCUUGAUACCCGAAGCUGCCCCAGAAAAGCCCGAGGAUUGGCAGGAUGUGAUGAAGGACAUUGAGCGCGUUAUCAUGCCUGGCGUGACACACUGGCACAGUCCCAAGUUCCAUGCCUACUUCCCCACGGCCAACUCCUAUCCAGCCAUUGUGGCUGACAUGCUGAGUGGAGCGAUUGCCUGCAUUGGAUUCACCUGGAUCGCCAGUCCGGCCUGCACUGAACUGGAGGUCGUCAUGCUGGACUGGUUGGGCAAGAUGCUGGAACUGCCCGCCGAGUUCCUGGCCUGCUCCGGCGGCAAGGGUGGUGGCGUCAUCCAAGGCACAGCCAGUGAGUCCACUUUGGUGGCUCUACUUGGUGCCAAGGCGAAGAAGCUGAAGGAGGUAAAGGAGGAGCACCCAGAAUGGGAUGACCACACCAUCCUUGGCAAGUUGGUCGGUUAUGCCUCCGCCCAGGCACAUUCCUCGGUGGAACGCGCCGGUUUGCUGGGCGGUGUCAAGCUGCGCUCUGUGCCUGCUGAUGAGCACAAUCGCCUGCGUGGCGAUGCUCUCGACCAGGCCAUUAAACAGGACUUGGCCGAUGGCUUGAUACCCUUCUAUGCGGUGGUCACGCUGGGCACAACCAACUCGUGUGCAUUCGAUCGCCUAGACGAGUGUGGCCCCGUGGCCAACAAGCUCAAUGUCUGGGUGCAUGUGGAUGCUGCUUACGCUGGCUCCGCUUUCAUCUGCCCGGAGUAUCGUCAUCACAUGAAGGGCAUCGAGACAGCCGACUCGUUCAACUUCAACCCACACAAGUGGAUGCUGGUCAACUUUGACUGCUCGGCCAUGUGGCUGAAGGAUCCCAGUUGGGUGGUCAACGCCUUCAAUGUGGAUCCCCUGUAUCUGAAGCACGACAUGCAGGGCUCCGCGCCCGAUUAUCGUCACUGGCAGAUUCCGCUGGGUCGACGUUUCCGUGCCCUCAAGCUCUGGUUUGUUCUGCGUUUGUAUGGCGUCGAGAAUCUGCAGGCGCACAUCCGUCGCCACUGUGGCUUUGCCAAGCAGUUUGCUGAUCUCUGUGUGGCGGACAAACGUUUCGAGCUGGCCGCUGAGGUGAACAUGGGACUCGUCUGUUUCCGGCUGAAGGGCAGCAAUGAGCGCAACGAGGCGCUGCUCAAGCGCAUCAACGGUCGUGGCAAGAUUCACAUGGUGCCGGCCAAGAUACGAGAUGUCUACUUCUUGCGCAUGGCCGUCUGCUCGCGCUUCACACAGCCCGAGGACAUGGAAUACUCGUGGAAGGAGGUUGCUGCCGCUGCCGACGAAAUGGAGGCCGCCGAAUAGACGACUCGAAGGUGUGGCUCCUCUCAAGGAUGCCGAAGAUUUAAAGCUGACAUGCUUAGGGAAUUUCAUACUCCAUACUCCAUAAUAGGACCAACUAUUCGUUAUUGUUGUUACACGCUAAUCGUAUAUAUUGUAUUUAAUCGUAUUAAAUGUGCUUAAUUACUAUUUAAA
This is a messenger RNA of Drosophila sulfurigaster albostrigata, 1626 nucleotides long. RefSeq names its product aromatic-L-amino-acid decarboxylase. The record is from RefSeq and is a predicted model, not a curated record. Lineage: Eukaryota; Metazoa; Arthropoda; Insecta; Diptera; Drosophilidae. Gene Ontology annotation, molecular function: pyridoxal phosphate binding; aromatic-L-amino-acid decarboxylase activity. Gene Ontology annotation, biological process: catecholamine metabolic process; amino acid metabolic process; serotonin biosynthetic process.